AUGUCACUUUUCGCUCGGGAUGGAGGAUUUCUUUUUUUGUCUGACUUCGAAUGCUCGCCAAAGAUUUUUGUCACCUGGCUUCUCGUGGUGACUGUUUGCUCAUUUAUUUAUGCAUUGAUUCUGUUCUUAACAUUGAAUCAAAAAGAUAUCCGUCGUGAAGAAGUUCCAUCAAGCUUGCCGUCGAUAAAUUCACCCAAUGGAUACUCUGUUCAUUUGGAUUUUAAAACAGAGAACACAUUGAGCUCAACGGGUUUUAUUGGUACAGUCAACAUCUCUUUCACUCCACAAGAAGAAACCCAAAGACUUUAUUUGCAUCGAGGAGCCAAUUUGGAUCUCCUCUCUUAUCAACUCUUCUCCAAUGGAAAACAGAUUUCAUUAAAGAAAGGACCGUAUAAUAGCGAGAGCGAAAUUCAAUCAUUCAUUCCCGGUCAAAACUUUUCGAUGCACAGUGAUUAUUAUGUGCUCAUCAAAUUCAAUGGAAUCUUUAAUGCGGAAAUCGUUGAAUACUCUUAUCAAGUGAAUGGAACAAAUAGAUUUGGUCUCAUCUUCGUGAACGACCGUUUCUCACCCAAGGGCUGUCGAUAUGCGUUUCCAUGCUUCGAUACUCCAAACUAUUCAGCAAACUUUACAAUGCACAUUCGGCACCAUUAUUCACUGAAAGCAUUGAGCAAUUUUGUUGUCACAAACACAAAAGCUAUGUCCAGUGAUUUCAUUGAGGAUACUUUUGAACCAAUCCAAUCCAUUCAACCCGGCCAAGUCUCGUUUGCGCUCACCGAUUAUCCAUCGAUUUCUUCAAAUGAUGAUAAUUUUAAGCUAACAGUUUACUUUAACACUGAGCUUUUAUCGAAUGUGAGCUUGUCAAGGAUUAAACAGUUUAUGGAUGACUCGGCGUAUCAAAUUGGGAAACUUGACGUUGUUGUCAUCCCCAAUCACACGACUUCCAAUCAGCCCGGUCUCUCCGUGCUAAACGAGAAAGAAACGGUCGCCGAAAGCACGGCUCUUCUCUACUUACAAAACCAAAUUUCAAUGCAU
Messenger RNA from Mesorhabditis belari, 1032 nucleotides. The record is from the annotation of a GenBank genome assembly. Lineage: Eukaryota; Metazoa; Nematoda; Chromadorea; Rhabditida; Rhabditidae.